AUGCUACCAGAAACUCGAAUCACUGUUUUAAGUAAAGCUCCGGAAGAUUUAACAACCCUGAAAGAAGCUUUACUCCCAUCAAAGAAGAUAUCAGCAAUACCUAAAACAACUACAGCUGCAACUGCAUUGGAUGCCAAAGCCAUAUCUGAUAUUGCAUCAAAAGCUGCAGAAGAAGCUACAGCUUUAGCAUUGAAAACUUUAGAUUUUAUGAAACAAUAUAAUGUACAAAUAGAUAUUGGACAAGGAAUAGUUAAUUUACAAGACAGAUUAGCUGAAGUCAUGUUAAUAACACAAGACAUAGGUUUUGUUAGGUCAACAAAAUCAAUAAAAAUAAAAGCAAAAUCUCAUGCUGAAAUUCCUGUUAGAAUAAGUAAAACUCCACAAGAUAUCACGGCAUUAUUAGAACCAAGUAAAUUUCUUAAGAAUUUAAACUUAUUAGGUGCAAAACGAUUAGUAAAAAUUAAAGCUAUAUAUCAAUUAUUAAACCCUACAAAUGUUGAAAUAAGAAUACCUAAUAGGGCAAUAUUAGCAACAGCACAAAAGAUUGAUGAUAACACUAAAACUGUUGAUAUAAAUGAUAAUGAGUCCUCGUUAAAUAAUGUUAACAUUAUGUCAACAUCGACAAGUACAAAUGAUAACAACAAAUUAGAUUUUGAUUUAAGUGAUUCAGAUUUGUCUAAUGAGGAGAAAGAUAAAUUAAUUACCUUUCUAAACAAUCACCGUAGUGUUUUUGCUACUAAUCUUAAAGAAUUAGGAACUACAAAUCGCUAUGAGCAUUAUAUAGAUACUGGUGAUAAUAAAUCAGAAUGUCUCAUUACAGACAAAAUCCUGAAACGCACAAAAUAA
This is a messenger RNA of Lottia gigantea (owl limpet), 846 nucleotides long. RefSeq lists its product as hypothetical. The coding region runs from base 1 to 846 and encodes 281 amino acids. The record is from RefSeq and is a predicted model, not a curated record. NCBI's taxonomy places the organism in Eukaryota, Metazoa, Mollusca, Gastropoda, Lottiidae. The transcript has 2 exons.